Messenger RNA from Rotaria sp. Silwood1, 570 nucleotides. Lineage: Eukaryota; Metazoa; Rotifera; Eurotatoria; Philodinida; Philodinidae. The record is from the annotation of a GenBank genome assembly.
AUGUUUUCGAAUGAUACUUAUAUAUAUAUGGAUGAACCAUCCAUUCAUGCUUUAUUAAAAUGCAAAUUAUGUUCUAAACCAUUUGUUGAACCUGUUUCAACACAAAAUGGUGAACGAUUUUGUCGAUCAUGUAUUUCUCAAAUAUUACGUCGAGAUCAAUCUCAUGAUAAUGGUACAACAAAUAUAACUAACGAAUAUCAAUCAUCCACAAAACAAAAUUUAAUUCCUGUUACUGAAAAACUUGUAUUAGAAAUGCUUGAUUCACUUCUUGUUCGAUGUGGAAAAUGUGGAAAAACUAAUUUACUUCGAGGUCAAUUCGAUGAACAUAAAAAUAACGAAUGCCCAAAAGUAACUGCUUUAUGUCAAGCUGCUGAUAUAAAAUGUCCAUGGGUUGGUAUACGUGAAAAUCUUGAAGAGCAUUUAAAUGAAUGUAAAUUUGAACCAUUAAGACCUGCAUUAGAAGAAAUCUUUAAUGAACAUAAUGAAUUGAAAAAUCGAAUUAAAACUUUAGAAACACAAAUUAAUGAAUUACGAAAUAAGAAAAAUUUAGAAAUGGAUGCAAAUUUUUAA